Molecule: messenger RNA, 450 nt
Organism: Paraphaeosphaeria sporulosa
Lineage: Eukaryota; Fungi; Ascomycota; Dothideomycetes; Pleosporales; Didymosphaeriaceae
Exons: 1
Biological process (GO): negative regulation of transcription by RNA polymerase II
Cellular component (GO): nucleus; transcription repressor complex
Molecular function (GO): protein binding
Source: RefSeq, a predicted model, not a curated record
GCGUGUCUGCAGACGCUCGAGGGCCAUAGCGAUCAGCUCACCUCGGUGGCCUUCUCUCCCGACUCGACGCGGCUGGCGUCGGCGUCGACCGACGGCACGGUCAAGGUCUGGGACGCAGGCAGCGGCGCGUGCCUGCAGACGCUCGAUAUCGGCUAUCCACUUCAGACCAUGUCUUUUAAUGCUUCUGGCUCCGGCCUUUUGACAAACAUUGGUGUUAUCAACCUUGGUCCACUAUUAUCAUCGAACAUCACCACUACCACCCAAGAGCUUGAAUCCCCCAAAUACCAAGUCACUGCACUAAGCUCAGAUGGAACAUGGAUAACGUACAAUUCGUAGAACGUAAUUUGGCUACCUUUAGAGUACCGCCCUCGCUGUUCCGCUGUCUCCGAGAGUCUUAUCGGUAUGGGUGUAGGGACCGGAAGGGUGUGGAUGUGCGAUGUUAAGCCCCAC